GGCGGCGGAUUCGAACGGCGGCGGGAGCGAGGGAGGCGCGAGGGAGAGGAACGGGAACAGCGGGAGCAGCAGGGGAAGAUGAGGCGCACGGCACCCCGCAGCACCCUGCGGAAAAUAAUAAAGAAACACAAGCCGCAGUUACGCCUGGCGGCGAACGCCGACCUGCUGGUGCAUUUGAACUUCUUACUGUUUCUACAUCGGCUAGCAGAAGAAGCCAGGACAAAUGCUUUUGAGAACAAAAGUAAAAUAAUUAAACCCGAGCACACCAUAUCUGCCGCAAAGGUUAUUUUAAAGAAAAGCAGAGGCUAGAAAACAGACCACUGGAAUUUUAAAGCAAAGUUUUUCCAUCUUGUCUUACUAACUUGAGAUGCUGUGAGCCAGCUUUAGCGCUUGUGGAAGUAUGCAGUUUUAUUGAUGUCUAUCUCCUAACUAUCUUGCUCUUUCUUAUAAAAAAAAAAAAUCUUACAACGU
Messenger RNA from Empidonax traillii (willow flycatcher), 471 nucleotides. It is a transcript of the gene CENPW, whose product is annotated as centromere protein W. The transcript is spliced from 3 exons. Gene Ontology annotation, biological process: kinetochore assembly; mitotic cell cycle; chromosome segregation. Gene Ontology annotation, cellular component: kinetochore; nucleoplasm. Bases 79 to 309 code for a protein of 76 amino acids. NCBI's taxonomy places the organism in Eukaryota, Metazoa, Chordata, Aves, Passeriformes, Tyrannidae. Gene Ontology annotation, molecular function: DNA binding; protein heterodimerization activity. The record is from RefSeq and is a predicted model, not a curated record.